CUUAUUCAGGUGGUCCCCAGGAGCAUUAUGUAGAGUGAGAAAAUGCCAUGCUUGAAUGCUCUGAAAUGCACCGCUGUUUUUGCUUAAAGAAGCAAUUUUGUAAAAGAAGGAGAUGGAAAGUAGAUUUGGUCUCUGAAAAAUGAAUUUGGCUGAGAUUUGUGACAAUGCAAAGAAAGGAAGAGAAUAUGCACUUCUUGGAAAUUAUGACUCAUCAAUGGUAUAUUACCAGGGGGUGAUGCAGCAGAUUCAGAGACAUUGCCAGUCAAUCAGAGACCCAGCUGUCAAAGGCAAAUGGCAACAGGUUCGACAGGAAUUAUUGGAAGAAUAUGAACAAGUUAAAAGUAUUGUCAGCACUUUAGAAAGUUUUAAAAUCGAGAAGCCGCCAGAUUUCCCUGUGUCAUGUCCAGAUGAGCCGUUUAGAGACCCUGCUGUCUGGCCGCCUCCUGUUCCUGCAGAGCACAGAGCUCCACCUCAGAUCAGGCGCCCGAAUCGAGAAGUAAGACCUCUGAGGAAAGAAAUGGCGGGAGUGGGAGCCCGGGGACCUGUGGGCCGAGCACAUCCUAUCUCAAAGAGUGAGAAGCCUUCUUCAAGUAGGGACAAGGACUGCAGAGCGAGAGGGAGAGAUGACAAGGCAAGACUCUUUGUGAUCCCCUCACUUGAAGCCCAUGCCUUUUGGUGGAUAUUGGGAUUUUUUUGUUGGCUUUUCAAGGGAAGGAAAAAUAUGCAAGAUGGUGCAAGUGAUGGUGAAAUUCCAAAAUUUGAUGGCGCUGGAUAUGAUAAGGAUCUAGUGGAGGCCCUGGAAAGAGACAUUGUAUCCAGGAAUCCUAGUAUUCAUUGGGACGACAUAGCAGAUCUGGAGGAAGCUAAGAAGCUGCUGAGGGAAGCUGUUGUUCUUCCCAUGUGGAUGCCUGACUUCUUCAAAGGGAUUCGACGACCGUGGAAAGGUGUGCUGAUGGUUGGCCCCCCAGGCACUGGGAAGACUAUGCUCGCUAAAGCUGUUGCCACGGAGUGUGGCACAACGUUCUUCAACGUGUCCUCCUCCACGCUGACAUCUAAAUACAGAGGCGAGUCAGAGAAGUUGGUCCGUCUGUUGUUUGAAAUGGCUAGAUUUUAUGCUCCCACCACGAUCUUCAUUGAUGAAAUAGAUUCUAUCUGCAGUCGAAGAGGAACUUCUGAUGAACAUGAGGCAAGUCGCAGGGUCAAGUCGGAGCUGCUCGUUCAGAUGGACGGAGUUGGAGGAGCUUUAGAAAAUGAUGAUCCUUCCAAGAUGGUUAUGGUUUUGGCUGCUACUAAUUUCCCAUGGGACAUCGAUGAAGCCUUGCGGAGGAGAUUAGAGAAAAGGAUAUACAUACCUCUCCCAACAGCAAAAGGAAGAGCCGAGCUUCUGAAGAUCAGUCUUCGCGAGGUGGAGCUGGAUCCGGACAUUGAGCUGGACGACAUCGCCGAGAAGAUUGAGGGCUAUUCUGGUGCUGACAUAACUAACGUGUGCAGGGACGCCUCCUUAAUGGCCAUGAGGCGGCGGAUCAACGGCUUGAGUCCGGAGGAGAUCCGCGCCCUUUCCAAGGAGGAGCUGCAGAUGCCCGUGACCAGAGGAGACUUCGAGCUGGCCCUUAAGAAAAUUGCCAAGUCUGUUUCCGCUGCAGACUUGGAGAAGUAUGAGAAAUGGAUGGUUGAAUUUGGAUCCGCUUGAAUUUUUGUCAGCUCUUUGAUUUCUGGUAGUUUUAUUUAUAAAAAUGUGAAAAAAUUCCUGCAAUUUUUUUUUUUAAAAAACAGGUUCAGAAUUUUUCAUUGGAUUUUCACAUACAGGAAAAAAAAAAAAGAACAAAGAAUCCUAAAUGCAGUUGAGAAAUAAGGAAAGCUCAUGUAGAGGGCCUGACGGUCUCCUUCCCAGCUCUGCGCUGGUAUUCCAUGUCUUCGUGCGCUAGCAUUGGCUGCAGUCACGAGCGUGCAGCGAGACCGGAGAAAGUGCUGUGGACGGUGGCGGGAACUGGCUUUCAAAAGAUGUAGAAGGACCUGCGUCUCUCACUUGUUUCUGUAUUAUUUUUUUCUUGGUUGUUUUGAGUUUUACCUUUGUGAACAUGAGGGACCUAUACAUUGACUUUAAACAUCAAAACCGGGUUUGUGUGAAAUUCAUUGUUGUCAAGGGACGAAUGGUGGUAAACUUUGGAGGAACGAAUGAAUUUGCUAGCUAAGCCUUUCGGAUUCGAUCAUUACUGUUAGAGUCUAUCAUAUAGUUAAAUUCCCUACUCUUCCUUGUCCCCACCAUUGAUUCUGUCAGCUGUACAGUCAUUUCUUGAGCUUUAUUGAGGAAUAACCCAAUACUCUGUCAUUUUUUAAAUCAUUCUGCUAGGUUGUUUCUCUGUUCUAAGUAUUUUUUGGUGUACUUCUUACAUUUCAUGUUGGGAAGGUGGGAACAAUAUUCUGAUUCCAUGAGAUGCACUUUUACCUUCUAGACUUCUGAAAAGUUUGUUUUCAGCCUUUUUUUCAUCAUCUUCAAAUAGAGCCGCGAUUUUGUUCUGCUGCAACAUCACUUGAUUUUUGUUGAGUUCAACUGCAGUAUUUUAGAUUCUGUGACAUUCUCAAGAAGUCCACUCUCUUACGGCUAUUGCAAAACAAAAUCUUCACAAUUUUCCAGACAGCUUGUUUAACAAAGCAGCAUCAUACAUGAGUAACUCAUUUUAAAUAUUUAGAAUUUCUCCUUGUCUAGGUUGAGAACUUGUACGCAUAGUAAGAUUAGGAUAAAAAUCUGACACACUCACUCAGUUCAUAUAUUCUUUCUGUUAGACAAUAUAAAGAAACCAGAGAGUGUAAAUGACAUAUAUCUAAUCACAGAGAGAGUAUCCGAUUGUUAGUUUGUAAUACAUUGAUCCUAUUUUGAUUAUUGGGCAAUCUAUGCUGUAAUGAUCAAGCUUUCUAAAAUAUAUAAUUUGAUGGCAUCCUGAAUUUUCAUUUUUUGAUAGCAUUUAGUGGUUUAAAAGUAAAAAUAAUGUAACUUUUUACAUACUUUAAAAAAAAAACCCUUAAAAUCUUGCUUAAGAGAUUUCAUUAUUGUUUCCCUACUAAUAACUAUAAUUAAUGCCUUAUGUUCUUUCCAGAGAACUUUUGUCUGACUCCUUAAACUCCAGUGUUCAUCUGAUGCUAUAAAUCACCUCUUUCCUUUGAGACACGGAUUAUAAGAGUUCACAUCAUAAGGCAUCAUGAUUUCACUGUAAUUGAAUUAAUUUAUCUUAAAAACUGAAAUGAGAGUUUUCUUUUAUUCAUGAACUUUUAAAUGAAGUAAUGAGUAACCCCAUUAGGAUGACCCCAUGAACUAGUACCAUCUAGUAAUGUAUUUUUUUUUCCUACAUCUUAGGGACAGUCAUUGAAACAUUAGUGUUGUAAUUGUUCAAACUUGCUUGUAGUAUUUUAAUUGAUUAGUUAGACUUUUGCCAAAUUUUGUAUUAUUUAUCUUGGCAUGCAUUUAAUUUCCGCCCUGAAUUCUUUAUGGAUAACAACAUGGCAAUUGUGAUUGUGUUAUUACCAGUUAGGCAGUAUUUGGAGACUCAGACUUCUGGAAGCUUAUCUUUAGUGAGUCCAGUGUGCUUUUUGUCUCUCCUGUGUUUCUCAUUUUGCUCUAUCAGUGGACUCUGUCUAUCUUAAACCCUUGAAGGAUCUUGGUUUUCUACCCAAGCUUUAACAUUCCUUGUGUAUACAUGGUCUUUACUGCACAAGACAGUGUGUUGCCGUACUCCGAGUGAGACAGAGCCAUUCAGUUUUGUUUUAUGUGCUAAUAGCAGAUGUGUUAUCAGAGCAGCAGUGUUUGGCUCGUGUAAUUCCUCUGCGACACAGCGACUCGGAGACUAGGUUGUGUGUAUCCUGCUCUGUAGAUAUCUGAUAAGACAGUCCCUGCAUCGGGCAGACUUGCAUUGGUUGCCUGCUGUGUACAGGACCAGUGGGAAGCUCCGUGGCUCUGAAGCUGCACCAGACAGAACAGUUCUGACUUGGCCCCUUUUCUGAUCACUCUCAGCUUUGUGCUUCUGAAAUUAGGGUUCAGAUCAUAGAUGGGGAGGCAGUCUGGUGUCCUUAGGGAAGAUAAUACAUAUAAGUCUUUUUCCUUCUUUGGUGUGCUUUAAAAUGAGAACUGAUGCCGUUUGUUUGAACGAUAUGACUGUUGCGGAUUUAUUUUAAUGAGCUGGUUUUUAUCAUUUUCAGAGCUACAUAUGUCUUGUAAGCAUGUAAACAUGUAAGUGUGUUAUGUAUUCACUGAAAACAUUUUACUCUCCGAAUUCCGUUUUUGUUGUUCUGAAGGAAAUGAAUAUUGGUGACAUGGAGCAGACAAAUGGCUGUUUAAUGCAGGCUGCCACCUUGCAGUGAUCCAAGGAGAAAGCCAAUGAUGGCAUCGUGACGUUAUCUUCCGGUCAGCACCAGUGUGGUCAUUUCAGAAUGACCAGAACACACAUUAGCUGCCGACCUGUCUUCAGAAAUACCAGGAUGUCUUGAAAAGGAAAGCAUGCCGCACUCUGGCUGUGUGGCCAGGGCUUUGUUUGAAAGUUCCUGAUUCUCAGUUUUAGUGAUGUGAUAUUUGAUGCUCAAAAAUUGGCUGAAGUGACUGAUGACUGAAGAAGUAAGCAAGUAAGCAUCUGGCAAGUCAGCCAUGAAUGGACACACAGGUGCAUCCGUGUGUGUGCAGCCCACAUUGGUGGUGUGGUUGUCACUCUCUCUGCCCAUGUUGCAGUGAUAGGCACUCUGGUUUUGGAUAGCUUGAGUUCAUUCGAAUUCCUUCAUAGGAAGUCAGUGCCUACAUAUCCUGCUGAAUCUGUGCUGAGAACUGUAAAACCCUGUUCAGCUCCCCUGGCUGCGUGUCUCCGUCCCCCUCCCUUAACUCUAGAUAAAGUAGAGGUUGCAGGCAGGCGUUCAGGCUGUGUCAGUGCACUGUGGCUCCUUCAGCAUUGUCUUUGAUAUUGAGUCUUCUUUUUUUUUGCAUGAUGGUAGAUUCCCACUCUUUUUAUAUCUUUUUUAUUAACCAUAAAUCACCUUAUGUUGUAUCCUGUAUGGAAGGCAUAAAAUAUUAUGGGUGUCUGCUGACCUUUUUCAAGAAAAGGCUGUGUUAAUUACAUUGUGCGUAUGAUGAAAAAUGUAUAACUGCUCUGAUUUCUUUUUUUGUGUCUCUUGUUCCUUCAGUUUUGAUUGUGUAAUACUUUUACAUGCCACUUAGUUUGUGAUGCACAUAAUAUUUCUGUGAAUCUAAGACUCUCAUAGUAGGAAGAAGUAAUAAUUACAUAUGAGGGUCAUGUUAGGGUGUUAAAAAUAUUUAAACCCCAAUUGUUGUACUCUCAUCUGCACUAGUUAUUUUUUGUAGCAAAAGCUGAGAACUCUGAUAAUUAUUUAAGUUGACCUAUUUAUAAUUUAAAGCUUUUCAUACUUAUUUAUUUAAUUUUUUUGUACAUUUGUUUUUAAUAUUAUUUCUUAAUGUCGACAUUGUGUAUUUUUUACAAAAUCAAAUCCUUAAGAUAAUAGGUGUGUUUUUAAAGCAUCCAUCUCAUGAACAAGAAUUCCUUGAAUUUUCAUUACAACUUUUGGCAGCCGGCAAUUCCUUAGCUUUAAUGAUGGUUCUAAGUUUCCGGGUGACUUGGUAAUAAAAACAGAGGAAAUACUAAAGUCAUGUCCCAAUUUUUUUUAUUUUGCUUUUUUCAUUUCUUGAGAAAAAUAAACAGAACUAAAACUUAGGUAUUGGUUUGUUACCAGCACUGUGUAAGUUUUGUACAUUUGCAAAUUUGGCACAGCAAAUAGGGAAUGAAUAUAAAGUUCCCCCCUAUGAAAGAAGUUGCAUCUGACUUUAUGUUCAAAUAUGAAAUGCACUUUUCCUUUGCAAAGUCUGAAGUGACUAAAUACCGCCCUUUGGAAACCUGGGUCUUUGCACGUUAUUCCUGGAGUCUACCUCAGUUUACAGGCCUAGUUUUAGGGCACAGUGAGUUGAUUUCAAGUCAGUUCAUCCCGUGUUCAGAUUGCUCCUUUGAGCAUUUCCUUCUCUCCUGCUCCCACCUGCCUCGCAUUAGCUGUUUUUGUUAAUUUUGAAAUUUUUAUUUAGGAUAUUUUGUGUUUCUUCAGCAAAACCAUAUACCCCAAUUAAGCCUUUGUGAAGUGUCUGAGGUCCUUCCCCUCCUGCUGUAGCCUGUUUGGUCGUUUGGCUGUGUUGCAGUUUCAAACACAAUGUGCACCUGCUGGUGAGUACGGACUAACGUGACAACAUGAACAGUUUGGGAGCCCCUGAGUCCUGCGCACACUCUCGAGAAGAACCAAGUGGAAGAACCAAGUGGCAUGUGCACUCCAGUGCGUGGCAGCGGGCCUCACCUUUGGCGAACGCCGUGGCAAACGGGCCAGCAGGAACACAACACGGUACAAUGGUCUGUGAGUGUGCUGUUAAGAUCUCUGUUUCAGUGUUUGUCUUCCAGUAUUGGAACCUAAUUUACAAACAAACAAAAACUCAGAAAAGAAAUAAAAGAUGUUUCUGAACUGUAAUCAUCGGACACUUUUUUUUUCCUUAUAUUUUGUGCGGUGCUUUGCUGGUCUCCCGAGCUUAGUUGUGUUUGUGUGUGGGCUGUAAUUUGGUAAUAAAUUU
Messenger RNA from Lepus europaeus (European hare), 6598 nucleotides. RefSeq names its product katanin catalytic subunit A1 like 1 (gene KATNAL1). The record is from RefSeq and is a predicted model, not a curated record. Gene Ontology annotation, biological process: microtubule severing. NCBI's taxonomy places the organism in Eukaryota, Metazoa, Chordata, Mammalia, Lagomorpha, Leporidae. Gene Ontology annotation, cellular component: microtubule; microtubule cytoskeleton. The transcript is spliced from 11 exons. Gene Ontology annotation, molecular function: ATP binding; microtubule severing ATPase activity; ATP hydrolysis activity. The coding region runs from base 140 to 1690 and encodes 516 amino acids.